AGAAGGAAGAUUGAUUGAAAGAGCAGGGAGUGAAUCGGGUACCAGAUUUAUGGCUUCUGAGGCUUCGACAUCGAUUGAUGACCAUGGUGGCACUAAUAAAGGUAACAUGUGGGUUUUGGAGCAAAAGCUUGAUCAGCCCAUGGACGAGGAGGCUGGAAGAAUCAAAAACAUGUAUAGAGAAAAGAAAUUCUCGGCUAUGUUAGUUUUGAGACUUGCAUUCCAGAGUCUUGGGGUUGUAUAUGGAGACUUGGGCACAUCUCCUUUAUAUGUUUUCUACAACACAUUUCCUCGCGGAAUCAAAGAUCCAGAUGACGUCAUUGGAGCUCUCUCAUUGAUUAUAUACUCUCUUACUCUUGUUCCGCUCCUCAAAUAUGUCUUUGUGGUGUUGAGAGCAAAUGAUAAUGGCCAAGGUGGAACAUUUGCUCUUUAUUCAUUACUCUGCCGACAUGCUAAGGUGAAAACAAUACCGAACCAACACAGGACAGAUGAGGAGCUAACUACAUACAGCCGACGUGCAUUCCAUGAGAAAUCAUUUGCUGCAAAAACUAAGAGAUGGUUAGAGGGCCAUGAAUGCAAGAAGAAUGUACUUCUUAUUAUUGUCCUUGUUGGCACAUGCAUGGUGAUUGGGGAUGGGAUUCUAACUCCAGCGAUAUCAGUUCUUUCAGCUGCUGGGGGAAUAAGGGUAGACCACCCUAAAAUGAGUGACGAUGUAGUUAUCGUAGUUGCAGUAAUAAUAUUAGUAGGUUUGUUUAGCAUGCAACAUUUUGGCACAGAUAGAGUUGGAUGGCUGUUUGCUCCAAUUGUCCUCCUUUGGUUUCUCCUUAUUGGAACUAUUGGUGCGAUCAACAUAUGGAAGUAUGAUAGUAGUGUUCUGAAAGCUUUCUACCCUGUUUACAUUGGUCGAUAUCUCAGUCGAGAAGGGAAAGAUGGUUGGACCUCACUCGGAGGGAUCAUGCUUAGUAUCACAGGGACAGAAGCACUCUUUGCUGACCUAGGACAUUUUCCUGUCUUGGCUGUUCAGAUUGCAUUCACAGUAGUUGUGUUCCCUUGCCUACUUUUAGCAUAUUGCGGACAAGCUGCCUACCUUCUGAGACACCAGGAUCAUGUGAUAGAUGCAUUCUAUCAUUCCAUACCAGAUAGUGUGUACUGGCCUAUGUUUAUUAUUGCAACAUUUGCUGCUAUUGUUGCUAGUCAGGCCACCAUAUCUGCAACGUUUUCAAUUAUUAAACAGGCCCAAGCACUUGGCUGCUUUCCCAGAGUAAAGGUGGUUCAUACGUCAAAGAAGUUCCUUGGCCAGGUGUAUAUUCCAGAUAUUAAUUGGGUCCUUAUGAUUCUAUGCAUUGCUGUUACUGCUGGAUUCAAAAAUCAGAGCCAGAUUGGAAAUGCUUAUGGAACGGCAGUUGUGAUAGUUAUGCUGGUGACAACAUUUCUCAUGAUUCUAAUCAUGUUGCUUGUCUGGCGCUGCCAUUGGAGUCUUGUGCUAAUCUUCACUGCUUUAUCAUGUGCUGUGGAACUGCCAUACCUUUCAGCUGUACUUUUCAAGGUUGAUCAAGGUGGUUGGGUCCCACUCGUAAUUGCAGCAGCCUUUCUUGUCAUCAUGUAUGUUUGGCAUUAUGGAACAGUGAAGCGUUAUGAGUUUGAGAUGCACAGUAAAGUUUCCAUGGCAUGGAUCCUUGGGCUAGGUCCCAGCUUGGGGUUGGUCCGAGUCCCUGGUAUAGGAUUUGUGUACUCCGAAUUACCAAGCGGGGUGCCCCACAUUUUUUCUCAUUUUAUCACCAACCUCCCUGCCAUCCAUUCUGUUGUUGUAUUUGUGUGUGUGAAGUACCUCCCUGUAUACACAGUGCCUCAAGAUGAGAGAUUCCUUGUAAAGCGGAUCGGGCCUAAGAAUUAUCAUAUGUUUCGGUGUGUUGUAAGGUAUGGUUACAAGGAUCUCCACAAGAAGGAUGAUGAUUUUGAGAAGAUGCUCUUUGACAGCCUUAUCUUGUUUGUCCGUCUUGAGUCGAUGAUGGAGGGAUAUUCCGAUUCAGAGGAAUACACUUUGAAUGGUCAGCAAACCAUGCAGUCAGGGGACUUCCAACUAACCCAGAGUAGCAGCACAGUGAACUCCAACAUGGAUCGCAUAACAUCGGGUGAUGACUCAAUUGUACCCGUUGAUUCCCCAUUGCCUGCCAACAACAUGACCAUGGUGAGGUCGUCAGGGAACACCAGCCAUGAGUCGGACGAGAUGGAGUUCUUGAACAGUUGCAGAGAUUCUGGGGUGGUGCACAUUCUGGGGAAUACAGUGAUAAGGGCAAGAAGAGAUUCGAGGUUACUUAAGAAAAUUUCCAUAGAUUACAUAUAUGCUUUUCUUAGGAAAAUCUGUAGAGAGAACAGUGUGAUCUUCAAUGUUCCUCAUGAGAGUCUUUUGAACGUUGGACAAAUAUUUUAUGUAUAGUUCUUUUUCGAGUUUGAUUCAAUAAGAGAAAUCAUGUUUAUGUCUU
Telopea speciosissima is the source of this 2480-nucleotide messenger RNA. RefSeq names its product probable potassium transporter 11. The transcript has 9 exons. Gene Ontology annotation, molecular function: potassium ion transmembrane transporter activity. Bases 50 to 2434 code for a protein of 794 amino acids. Gene Ontology annotation, cellular component: membrane. The record is from RefSeq and is a predicted model, not a curated record. NCBI's taxonomy places the organism in Eukaryota, Viridiplantae, Streptophyta, Magnoliopsida, Proteales, Proteaceae. Gene Ontology annotation, biological process: potassium ion transmembrane transport.